This is a messenger RNA of Aspergillus tanneri, 729 nucleotides long. Its product is annotated as cytochrome c oxidase subunit VI. NCBI's taxonomy places the organism in Eukaryota, Fungi, Ascomycota, Eurotiomycetes, Eurotiales, Aspergillaceae. Bases 1 to 729 code for a protein of 242 amino acids. Gene Ontology annotation, cellular component: mitochondrial inner membrane. Gene Ontology annotation, biological process: mitochondrial electron transport, cytochrome c to oxygen. The transcript has 5 exons. The record is from RefSeq and is a predicted model, not a curated record.
AUGGGAUCGGCUAGACUACAUGAGUACAAUGCUCCGACCAAUCAUGACCGGCACCACAUUCUCGGGCGGGAACGGGAGCCGCGAGAGGGCGUCGAUGACGGUUUGACGCAGCCUGAGGCAUCCACAACCUCACACCACCCGCAAAAUCCUAGCGGCCGGUUCGUCCUCUUGAAUUCGACUUCGUCAACACCUCGCCCGUUCCACACCCACGCCCAUUUGUCCACCCCCUCCCGCAGCUCACUCCCUCUCGCCAUGUCGUCGAUUUCUCUGUUCCGUGUCGCAACUCGCGCAGUCCGCCCUUCCGGCUUCAUCAGAACCCCCCAAUUGCCCCGGUGCCGUGUGCAGGCUCCGAUUGCUGUCGCUAUCAACCGUCCCAAUUUCAGCACCACCACCAAGCGUCUUUCAGGUCAACACGAGGACGAGACAUAUGAGGAAUUCUCUGCUAGAUUUGAGAAGGAAUUCGAUAGCGUGCAGGAUGUUUUCGAGCUCCAGCGGAAUCUGAACAAUUGCUUCGCCUACGAUCUCGUUCCUUCUGUUGAGGUCCUCUCCGCCGCCUUGAAGGCUGCCCGCCGCGUCAACGACUUCCCCACUGCUGUCCGUGUUUUCGAAGGUAUCAAGGCCAAGGUUGAGACCCAGGAACAGUACAAACAAUACCUCGAGAGCCUUGAGGGUCUGCGCCAGGAACUCGGCGUUGCCCUUCGUGAGGAGCUCUAUCCCGAGGAGGCAUAA